UUACUGCAUCGGUGUUCCACUUUGCAAUACUAAUGUCUACAGAGUAGAAAGUAUCGCGACCAGUUGCACACUCCCUGAUUGUGGGGACGUGGCUUCAGACUGUUCAGUUCUUUACGCACAAAAGAAAGCAGAACAGGGAGAGAGGCUUCAUUUUAUUUUGUUUAUGCUGAAAGCGCUAGUCGUUGUUUCUAGUCUGAUAUUGUGCGAUGAAAUGAUUGGUCGUCUGACAUAAAGCAAGCGUCUGCUCUGCUCGGUCAGAAGAAAUGCUGGGUGACUUGUUUUUAGAGGCUGACAGCGAUCAGCCCAAUGGAAGCAUCGCCAGCGGCAGCAACUCGUUUGGAGCGGCACCAGAAAAGCGGCGCUCCCCAAACAGGCUGAGUGGUCUGCGAAAUCAAGGAGCCACUUGCUAUCUGAACUCACUCAUCCAAACCUUGUUCCUUACCCGGGAGCUUCGAGACAGUUUGUUUGGUUUGGAUAGUGCGGAGCUGGGCGAGCUGGAUGGAUCGAAAGAGGUUCGAAAAAUACCCGUGGAGCUUCGCAAGCUGUUCGCACGUCUGCUGUUGAAGGAUGUGAAUUCAGUGAGUACUGGUGCGUUGACGGAGAGCUUUGGUUGGAGUGGCAAUGAGGUCGUACAGCAGCACGACGUCCAGGAGUUGAAUCGUAUCUUGUUUACAGCAUUAGAGGACUCGCUGGUUGGCACUGCAGGCAGUCAGCUGAUCAAGACCCUGUACCAUGGUGAAAUUGUCAACCAGGUUCACUGCAAGGCGUGCGGCAGCUGCAGCGAGCGCCAUGAAUCCUUCCUGGACAUAGCCGUGCCAGUGGUUGGGUGUUUGAGUUUGAGCAGCGCACUGCAGUCACUGUACUGUGAGAAGGAGCAACUGUGCGGCGCUAACCAGUACUUCUGUGAGAGGUGCAACAAGAAAGUCGAUGCAAGCAAGGGUGCUGUGCUUAGUCAGCUGCCACCAAUCCUGACCGUUUCAUUGCUGCGCUUCCAGUACGACUGGGAAAAGGGAGACCGGUACAAGGAAACUGGUCGCUUCAAGUUCCCCGACGAGUUGGACAUGGCGCCAUACUGCUUACCUUCCGGUGCUGGUGCCGGUGAUGUGCAGCAGAUCUACGAGAUCUUCUCAGUGGUGGUGCAUCGGGGCGGUGCGCACGGCGGUCACUACUUUGCCUACAUCCGUGAUGCGGAUGGCCUAGGCAGCUGGUCGGAACCGAAAGAAUCCAGCAUUCUUGUGGAGACUGACGGUGACAUGGAGCUGACAGAGUGUGACUCGCCAGUCACUGUACUUAUCACGAUACUGAGCCAGCAUAAGAAGACUUCAUCGGCGCCGGUCUCCAUUGAUCAACUGUGCAAGCUACUGCAAAAGCAGACUGGCGUAUCGUGGAACAAGCGCUUCAAGCGCAAACACGGCGCACUGACCAAGUUCAUGCACGAUCACAGCGACAUAUUCCUGUUUGAAGCGGACGGCUGUGUUUCUCUUGUCGACGGUGCUGAAGCUACCUCUGCACCUGUCAAUGAUGCUAAGCAGGCUGGAAAUGGCUCUGCUCCGGACACUGCUCAAACCGAAGCCAAGGCAAGCGCCUCAAGCUCAUCAUCGCAAGCUGAUGCAAGCAGCUCAGCAACUGCUGGUGUCGGCUCGGACAAAUGGUUUUCCUUCAAUGACAAUUGGGUAUCACCGGUCGACAAGUCAAUCCUGGAAAACACCUACAUGGGUAAGGAAAGCGCGUACAUGCUGUUCUAUCGCCGUAAGGCAGGUGCAGAUGACGUGCAUUCCUAUAACCAUGAGAUAGCUUGCAAUACUGUACCGCUGAACCUCCAGUGUGACAUAGCAACAGAAAACUUCGACUUGGAUGAGCAGCGGGAGGCAUACGAAGUGGCAACGAACAACAUCGCCGUCAACGUUCAUGAGAGCACCGACUUCCGUGCUCAUUGUGGCGUUCUCCAGCGGAAGACCAAUGCCCAGAAGCAGAUUAGUGUGGACAGGCGGAAAGGUUUCUCGGAACUACAUGCAAUGCUCAUACAGACACUUGGCCAUGUCACUGCUGUCUACACUGCAUCACCAUGUCCAUCCGGCCUUCACCUUCUGCAGCAAGUUCCAUGUGAUGCUACAUCGCUCACUGACUACAACAUCUUGGCCGACAGCCAUCUUCUGGUGGUCUGCACCGACCCAGAAACGUUUCUGGUGGACGAUCUCCUGAUGGGCGAAGAACAGGCGCCAAUGCUGAUCAGAUGCCAGCUACCAUCCUCUGAUGGCGAAACAAAGGAAGUUGUAGAGCGGCCAUUCAGCCAGAAAACCCUUCUUAGUGAGGUGAUUGCCUUGUUCUGUCAGCAGAAUAACCUCUCGCUGCCAGCUGCCGCCACAGCAUGCAAUCCAAAAGAGAAGAAGCCGCUUGUGUUGACAACGGAUGAUGGUUUGCUGCCCAUCAAGCAGGCUAGGCUCGUUGAUGGGUCGCUACUGGUCUUUUCUGAUAAAGCAGUGGCUGGUGGUGCGGUUGACGUGCCUCGACAGACCGUAGCCCAGUGGUCGGUUGUUGUCGAGAACUGGUGUAACUCAACACCAUCACCAACAACAACUGGUGCUGCGGAGGACAGCAAGCGAGAAGAACAGGUCGGUGUUGGCAACUGGUCGACCAAGUGUGUUUAUAUCAACGAUACGAUGACUGUCGGCCAACUGAAGAACAAUGUCAUCGAAGGCACCUCCACGCCACUCAAUUCUGUACGCCUGCGCGUGGAGCACGUCACUGUCCUGGGUCCGCCACUGUGUGAUAGCGAUGUCAUUGCCCAGCAAGGCUGGCCCGAUGGACAGCAGGUGGUUCUGGAGAGGGGAGCUGCACCGGGCGCCGACGAGAUGAUGCUGCAGUUUGAGCUCGGCGGGUCCGUGCGCGAUGGCCGUCAGUACGAGGUGACGGUGCACAACAGUCAAACAGUGCAGGACUGCGUUGAGGCAAUGCUGAUCCAAUCCUGUACGACUGGAACCGAGUAUCACAUACGCCGCACAAACUGGUGCGGCGAGGCUGCGGAGAUCUUGGACGAUCCGAUGAUGGCGAUCGAGACAACGGGCGUGAAGAACGGCGACUUUCUGUUCUUAUUGCCUGGACUGCCACCGCCGCCGGAUUGUGUUCGCUUGUCGCUGUAUAUUCCCACAGCAUCUAAACUGUCUUCUGACAGCAGUGAUGGUGCAGGCCAGGGAGUGGUUAGUUGGCUCAGCUCAGUGAUCACAUCAUCGCUCUCACUGGGAAUGAAGGCAUUGAACCAGCAGAAUGGAGAGGCUUGUAGUCAUGUGAGUGCUGGGGAAUCUACUCAUUCUUCGAGUGUUGAUCCGCCUUCUGCAGACGAAGCCGGAACCGAAACACCUCAAGAGGACGACACCAAACAUGCAGAUAACUCCAACAGCAAGCCUGCUGAGAAGCCCACCACCGAGAAGCCCGUCAUCGAAGAAAAGCCAUUUUCAUUUAUGACCACGGUCGACGUGAAGAAGACGGCAAAGAUUGCAGACUUGAAAUCGGCCAUUCUGUGUCUGCCUGUUUUCUCCUCGGGCGAUGCUGCAAUUGACCCUGAUAGGCUACGUGUACGCCGCUUGCAGGAUGGCCACGCGAGAAGAAUAUUCCGUCAGGGGGACACGAUGCGCAGCCUGAAGCUCCUGUCCGGUUCUGACGUCCUGUGUCAGGUUCUCGCCAUGCCCGAGGUACUGCCACAGUCCAGUCUCAUCUUGAUGGCGCGCCGACGCAGGCAAGCAUCCCGCUCCUACUCGCAAGCGGAGGAGAUUGUCCUGAACACGCAGGAUGGCUGCACAGCGGCCCAGUUGAAACGCUGUCUGAUCGAACACUUCCAGCUUAGCUGUGACACUUCCGCCAUACACUGUGCCAAGCAACUUCCCGACCAGUUUGACUGGCUGCCCAUUCAGGACAGCGCUCACCCCAGAAAAGGUGCAGUGGUAUCGUCAGCGUCACGGCAGAAGAAAGGGGGCGCUGCUCCCAGGAAACCGCACAACUUACGCAACAGUCCUGUGUUCUUGCAGGAUGGAGAUACCGUCGGCUUCAAGCUGGCUAGCGAGGAGCGUACAUCAACGCUCAAGGAUUUCCGUACACCCGAGGACAUGGCGGGUCUCCGCCAGCUGGAGGCUAUCAAGGAGGAGAAGCGCUUGGCCCGCAAGCAGCGACGCUGUAACAACAGUAUGGAGCAGGGGCAGCGGCGGCCGGAAGUUGGCAUUCGCAUUGUUGUGCCCAACUACCAGCAGGUAGCGACGAACAGUGAACAAUGAGACCAUCGCCAUGGGCCAUGUGAUCAUUACAUGACACAUCUGUAUAAUAUACAUUGUAUCAUAGUGCUGGCAUGCAUGUACAUGAUAGGUACUAAUUUCAGUUGUACAUAACGUUACUUUACUAUCUAGGCAGGGAAUUGCACAGGUGGUCCCAGAAUCCUGCUUUUGAGUGACCCCCCCCCCCCCCCCCGGCAUAUUCUCUGCAGAUGCGACAGAAGCAUUUUACUAGUAGCUGCUAUGUGCUGUUGCAGAAGUGGUGAUUUUCUUUUUCUUGUUUUCUUUAGUUGACUCUUUAUCUCCUCAUUACCAGUCUUGUAGAACUGCUCACUGGUGCUGGUCACCCAUCAGCAGUCUAAGAAUCCGUACUGAUGCCUCAUACAAUGUAUGUCAUACUGUAAUACACAUUGAAGGGAAACACUUUUUUGCCUUUCAAUUCCUAUAAUUU
This is a messenger RNA of Sycon ciliatum, 4710 nucleotides long. Its product is annotated as ubiquitin carboxyl-terminal hydrolase 40-like. Gene Ontology annotation, molecular function: cysteine-type deubiquitinase activity. Bases 264 to 4265 code for a protein of 1333 amino acids. Gene Ontology annotation, cellular component: nucleus; cytosol. Gene Ontology annotation, biological process: protein deubiquitination. The transcript has a single exon. Lineage: Eukaryota; Metazoa; Porifera; Calcarea; Leucosolenida; Sycettidae. The record is from RefSeq and is a predicted model, not a curated record.